Nothoprocta perdicaria is the source of this 3925-nucleotide messenger RNA. RefSeq names its product replication factor C subunit 1 (gene RFC1). The record is from RefSeq and is a predicted model, not a curated record. Gene Ontology annotation, molecular function: ATP hydrolysis activity; DNA clamp unloader activity; DNA clamp loader activity. Lineage: Eukaryota; Metazoa; Chordata; Aves; Tinamiformes; Tinamidae. Gene Ontology annotation, biological process: DNA replication; DNA repair. The coding region runs from base 52 to 3501 and encodes 1149 amino acids. Gene Ontology annotation, cellular component: DNA replication factor C complex; nucleus. The transcript is spliced from 25 exons.
AUGGAGCCGGCGGCCUCCUGCUGAGGAGCGCGGUCACCCGCCGCCAGCAGCAUGGAUAUCCGGAAAUUCUUUGGGGUUGUAUCUUCUGGGAAGAGACAAGAAUGUGAGAAUGUGAAAAAGAAUGAAAAAAUAAAAAAUGGGGAAGGGACCUCAAGUGGGAAGAAAAGAGGAAAGGAGGCGAAGGUGAAUUCUUCCAAUGAAGAUGACUCCAAACGAAAACCAACAAACAGGAAAAAACGAAUAAUAUACGAUUCAGAUUCAGAAGAGGAGGUGCAGUCGGUGAAAAAAUCCAAGAAGCCACCUGAGAAAAAAGCAGCUACUUCAAAACGUGGUAAAGUUCUAAAGCAGGAUCCUGUUGUUUACGUUUCAGAGACAGAUGAAGAUGACGACUUUGUCAACAAGAGGAUUUCCCUGAAACCCAAGGAGAAUGGGACGUCAGCAGUUGGUUGCCCAGGAACAACGGCAGUGAGGAAGGAAGAUGUGAAACCACGAGGUAAAAGCAAACCUCUCUCCCCAGUGAAACUGAUCCCCACCUCGGCCCUCGAUUACUUUGGGACAAGUAGCGUCCAGCGAUCGGAAAGGAAACUGGUUGCAAGUAAAAGGAAAGAGCCCUCGCAAAGCAGAGACUGCACGCUGGACGAUGAGGCCAUUGCCCGACAACUGCAGCUUGAUGAGGAUUCAGAGCUGGAGAGACAACUGCAUGAAGAUGAAGAAUUUGCUAGAACUUUGGCUAUGUUGGAUGAAACACCGCAGAAGAAGAAGCCUCGGAAAGAUUCAGAAGAGCAAACAGUUCUGAGCACCAAGAGCAGUCCUAACGUGACAGAAAGAUGCAAACGUUCACCAAAAGUGAAAGCAGGCAACUCAACAGAUGAAGCCAAGAAUUAUACUGUAAGGGAGCGAAGUACAUCUGAAAACUCAAAAGGGUCUCAUUUGCCCCCCCAGUCAUCUGGUGGUGGAAUAGCAAGAGAGUUGGCAGAUAAGACCUUGAAACCGAGCUCCAAGCUCGUGGCUCUGAAACAGAAGGAUGAGAGCACUGAGAAGCAAAGAGGGGCUCCCAGUGUGUUACCGAAAGAGAAAAAUGUUUCAGUGAAAGAAGAGAAGAGAACACCAAAGAAGCAGAAGGUUUCUCCCCAAAAGCCUGAGUCUAUAAGUCCCGAGGACUCUGAAAAGAAACGAAUAAAUUACCAGGCCUACAGGAGCUUCCUGAACCGUGAGGGUCCAAAAGCUCUGGGCUCAAAAGAGAUACCUAAGGGAGCUGAGAACUGCUUGGAAGGCCUGACCUUUGUCAUCACCGGCGUCCUGGAGUCCAUCGAGAGAGACGAGGCCAAGUCUCUGAUCGAGCGGUACGGAGGGAAAGUAACCGGCAACGUCAGCAAGAAAACCAACUACCUGGUGAUGGGGCGGGACUGUGGCCAGGCUAAACGCGAGAAGGCAUCAACCUUAGGGACAAAAGUGCUGGAUGAGGAUGGCCUCUUUGAUCUCAUUCGGACUAUGCCAGGCAAAAAGUCCAAAUACGAAUUGGCAGCUGAAAUGGAGGCAAGAAAAGCAGAGCCAAAACAGGAAAAGACACCACAGAAAAGUGAAGCUGGAAGAAGAAAAUUUAGUCCCUUCAAAAGAGAAGCGGAUAAUAAAAAAAAGAAUUCCACUCCUGAUAAAGGAGGUACCCGCAGGUCUGUCAGGAAGGAAGCUCCUGCUGUGCGAAGCCUUGCAGACUUGGAACCACAACCUGCAGAGAGGAAAGGAGCCCCGAAGCCCGAGGGGCCCUCGGUUUCCGAGAGGAGCGAGGAUGGAGCGGGGAAGCUGCUGUGGGUAGAUAAGUACCGGCCUACGUCGCUCAAGGCAAUAAUUGGGCAGCAGGGCGAGCAGAGCUGUGCCAAUAAACUGCUCCGGUGGCUGCGGAACUGGCACCAGAGCACAUCUGAGGACAGGCAAGCAAAGACCAGUAAAUUUGGAGGCAAAGAUGACGGUGCUAGUUUUAAAGCAGCCUUACUCUCCGGUCCCCCAGGAGUUGGGAAAACUACUACAGCCGUUUUAGUUUGCAAGGAGCUGGGCUACAGCUACGUGGAGCUGAAUGCCAGCGACACGCGCAGCAAGAACAGCCUGAAGGAGGUGGUGGCGGAGUCGCUCAACAACACCAGCAUCAGGGGCUUCUGUUCUGGCACUUCCUCAUCGGUUAGUGGGAAGCACGUGUUGAUCAUGGAUGAAGUGGAUGGGAUGGCCGGCAAUGAAGACAGAGGAGGGAUUCAGGAGUUGAUUGGUCUGAUCAGACACACGAAGAUACCCAUCAUCUGUAUGUGCAACGACCGAAACCAUCCCAAGAUCCGUUCUCUGUCCCACUACUGUUUUGAUCUUCGUUUUCAGAGACCUCGCCUAGAGCAGAUUAAGGGUGCCAUGAUGUCUAUUGCCUUUAAGGAAGGCUUAAAAAUCCCACCACCUGCUAUGCAAGAGAUAAUCUUGGCAGCAAAUCAGGACAUCAGACAGAUUUUGCAUAAUCUUAAUAUGUGGUGUGCAAAAGAUAAGUCAUUAACUUACGAUGAGGCGAAAACAGAUGCCAGCAAAGCCAAAAAGGACAUUAAACUGGGCCCUUUUGAUGUCGUCCGGAAGGUUUUCGCUGCUGGAGAGGAGGCUUCUCAUAUGUCUCUUAUAGACAAAUCAGAUCUGUUCUUCCAUGAUUAUUCCUUAGCACCUCUCUUUGUCCAAGAGAAUUACAUACACGUGAAACCGGCUGCUGCUGGAGGGAAUCUGAAAAAGCACUUGGUGCUGUUGAGUAGGGCAGCUGAUAGUAUAUGUGAUGGGGAUCUCGUGGACAGACAGAUUCGUAGCAAGCAGAACUGGAAUCUCCUCCCAACACAGGCUAUUUAUUCAAGCGUUCUGCCUGGGGAGCUCAUGAGAGGAUACAUGUCCCAGUUCCCUGUCUUUCCCAGCUGGCUGGGCAAGUUUUCAUCCACGGGCAAACACGAUCGCAUCGUUCAGGAACUGGCAAUGCACAUGAGUCUCAGAACCCAGACGUGCAGGAGGACCCUGAACAUGGAGUAUCUGCCCUACCUGCGGGACGCCCUCGUUCAGCCCCUGCAAGACCUGGGAACAGACGGCGUGCGGGAUGCUGUGGCAUUCAUGGACUCCUACUGCUUGAUGAAAGAAGAUGUUGAAAAUAUCAUGGAAAUUAGCACCUGGGGAGGCAAACCCAGUCCUUUUUCUAAGCUGGAUCCUAAGGUGAAGGCGGCCUUCACGCGGGCCUACAACAGGGAGGCCCGGCGGACCCCGUACGCGCUGCCCGCCGCCAGGGCGCCCCGGAGGCCGGCGGCAGCUGCGGCCGCCACGGAGCUGGGCGAGGACUCGAGUGUGGAGGAGGCCCCAUCUGAUGAGGAGGAGCAAGACACGCUUGAAAAUGACGCCAUGAUUAAGCAAAAAAAGGUAAAGUCUUCCAGGCUGCCAAAAACAGAGAAAAAUGAAGAAACAACAAAAAAAGAAGGUAAAAGAAAAGAGAAAACGAGGCGCUAAACAGCCUAAGCUUGCUGUGGAGGCAGCUUUGCUGAUCUCACUGCUGGCAGGAGCCUGAAACAGGUCCAGUGCUAUGGCUGGGAAGGUAAAUGUGGCUGGGAAGGUAGAACCAGUGCGUUGAAAAUGCACCUCUUAUAGAGGUGGUGACUUUAUUCUCAUACUAUGCAGUGCUGUAAUUACUCUUAGCUUGCUACAGAGUUACCAGCUCUAACUACUCUUGUAAAACAAGCACCCAGGUGCAUGAACACGACAAUGUGACAGUUACCUGGCAUUAUAUUAAGUCUUCAUAGGACUUUCUAACUUUUUACAAUAAAUUCUCUGCUAUUAUGUGGUGAAAUCUUGUAAAUAGCACAUGAUGCAAAAAAUCUGAGUUGCAUGUUUGUACAAUAUAGAGAUUAAGCUGUGUAUAAAAUUACAAUAAACU